AUGAUCACCACUAGCACCACGUCGGUGCCCCCUACUCCUCGUGCCACGAGGGUCUCUCCUCGCAAGAGGGAGCCUGCUUUAGAUGCCCCCGCUGUCCAGAUGAGUGCUGCUAUUGACGUGCCGCGUCCUGCUCGGCGACUUUCGUUUGGCACGGUCGACAACGUAGAGGACGGCCUUGAUAUGCCGCCUGCAACGCAGUCGAUGGAUGCACCGGCGAGUCCCGAGCUCUCCUCUCCUCAAAAGGCGUCCACAUGCGUUCGUAAACCAGCGCAGCGCGGCACUGCACCCAGAACUUCUCAAAGAGCUGGUGCCAAGCGUCGCAUUCGCCCAAUCGCCCGUCUUGACUCAGACGAUGACGACGCCAUCGUCGUCUCUCUUGAUGAAAGCGCCUCGUCCGAUGAAGAGGUGGAUCAGUUGAUGCCAGACACUCCUAGGCCCCCCCUGAUACCUCAGAGCUCGAUGCUCCCAACGCUUGAUAUCAAGGCAGAGGAGUCGCUCGACGAAUACGAGGGCGAGACGGAAGACGAGGCCAUUGCUGCAGCCUGGGGCAACCCCUCACCACCUCCAGCUUACGUCAAUGCGAGCCCCCUCAAGGCUCGGGGCAAGGCAAAGGCGAGUCUGAAGUCUAAAGUCAUUGCCGAGCCUGUAAAAGAGUUGGACGGUGUUGUAUUUGUCAUGGAUUCCGAUGAGGAGGACAUACCAGCCCAAAUUCCGCUCCCUGUGAAAGGAAAGGGAAAGGGAAAGCCUAUCGCGCUACCUAGUCGAGUUCCUGAGGCCGCACCCUCGUCCCCUUCCAAAGGUAAGGCCAGGGCACAAGCAUCUACUUCCAGCGGUGCCAAGGCCAAAUCCCCAGUCAAGUUGGAGCCUUCCGUUGCCGCCAAGCUGUCUUUCCAGGCCAUUGAGGUCGAAUCUUGCGCCAACGACAACACCCCUGCCUCCAUGAAACCUAAGCCCUCCACGGACGCCCCUGGAAAUGGACUUGUACCGCCUGUGGCCACGGAGGAAGGAGCAAUCUUCGACCCCAAAAAGAGACAGGCCCAGCUUCUCAACGACCUUGUUUUCUCGUCUAUUCCCCCCCUCCUGUGGGACAUAGUCGUCCACCUUCGUUCUACUGGCAUAGAGGAGAAGCUUCAAUACAGUGAACUUCGGCCCAAAUACACUGCGCAAAAUGAAGCAGAGGGGGUCAUGCCCAAGGUGAUGGACGUACUUUGCAGGAUGGAGGAUGAGUUUGAAAUGGUGCCUAUCUUUGAUUCGUUGCUCUUCCGUGGCUCUGGGGUCUAUGUUAACCCCUUAACGGCUGACCCCCGCAGCUUCCGUGUCAUCAGCCAAAGGGUCGUCUUCAAUUCGGGUCCCAACCACACACGCCCCGCAGUCUUUGUCAUGCCUAUCGUUGUUGACAAGUCGGAGCUACUUGAACCUGUUCCAAUCAAUGCAAAGAACCCAGCAAUGGGGAUGCACCGCCGCCUGACUGGCUGGAUGCUCGACGAGUUCUUCGAGCUGUUCUCGACGUUUGUCGGAUCCCUUCUUAAUCUAGACACAGUCUAUGCAUACAUGACCUCUGGCAAUCUGCAGUUCACCUCCAGACCAACGAAAAAUGAGUUGGCAGAGCCCGUCACCCCCCAGAAGGCUACUCGGCGCUCAUUAGCUUUCGGGGCUCCUUCCCCGCGUGCUCAACGCACCAAAGUAGGCCCAACACUCUCUGACCUCAAGUCGCUUCAUUCCCUUGGCCCACACGAUACCAUUCCUGUUUACGACGGCCACCGAGGUCGUGGUGAUUUCCGUCACAAAGAUGACCAGUGGAAGAACCUAUCUGACAUGCCCCAGUACGGUGUUUCUCCAGACAACAAUGAGGCAGCUGAGGUGCCUCCAUUCGAUGUGGACGAGUUUUCUGUCGUCCUUGCUGCGUUCACCAUCAGUACGUUCAACCCCAAAGACAACCCCACCGCGACCCAAGUCUCGCUCAACCUCCUCUUCUCCAUUUUUGUCGGAACUUGGGUUUCCUCGACUGAGCCGCACGAGGUUUCUUUCAAACGGAUUAGCUACCUUUGCAAGACUGCUGAAUCAGAGGCCCGACUGCGAGCUGCCACCGUCCGUGCUCAGGUGAAGGCCAAGGCCAAGGCUCGUGCUCGCUGA
This is a messenger RNA of Pleurotus ostreatus (oyster mushroom), 2133 nucleotides long. RefSeq lists its product as uncharacterized. Lineage: Eukaryota; Fungi; Basidiomycota; Agaricomycetes; Agaricales; Pleurotaceae. The coding region runs from base 1 to 2133 and encodes 710 amino acids. The record is from RefSeq and is a predicted model, not a curated record. The transcript has 9 exons.